Molecule: messenger RNA, 1461 nt
Organism: Nymphaea colorata (pocket water lily)
Lineage: Eukaryota; Viridiplantae; Streptophyta; Magnoliopsida; Nymphaeales; Nymphaeaceae
Product: cell number regulator 6-like
Exons: 5
Coding region: 518-1228 (236 amino acids)
Source: RefSeq, a predicted model, not a curated record
UUCUCUCCUCUUCCUCCCGUCAUUUCUGCGUCCCUUCUAGUUCUACAGUUACAGGAGUCCCGUUUCAGUUUAAUCCUGUGUCCUGCCUUCUGGCACGGAAUCGAGAGGAAUUGAAUUCCAUGGAGGUCAGGUCCUUCGAGCGUGUCCACGUGGCAUCCCAAGUUGCUGAAUGAUUUCUACUCGUGUUCGUGCAUUAAGCUGUACCGACUUUCUCUUUUUGGGCACCGAGGAUCUGUCUGUUUCAAGAGGAGUUGUUCGUGAAUCCACUCCGUUAUCAGGGUGAAAGAAAAAGUUCGCGCGUUUCUCCAUUUCGUGGAUUUGUACUUUUGAGGGGCACAUUUAGGGUAGUUGGUUUUGGUUCCGUGGUGAUUUGGUGGAGGCUGGGACUAAUAAAAAAAGUGGCUCUUUUCCUGGGUUUUGAUCUAGGGGUCGGUGCGGAUCUGAGGUGAUUCUUGGUGUAUUUGGAAGGGAAGGAAGGAUUCGGAGAAUUCGGUAAUUUUUUUUCCCUUCUUUUGUGAUGGCGGACGACAAUGUGAAAUCCCGUUAUGUGAAGCUAAGGAAGGACCAAGAUGGCCCGGCGGAGGAGAUUGUGCCGGGAGAGCUGAAUCAGCCCAUUCAGGUUCCUGAGCUGGUUGUGCAUAAAUGUCGCGAGUGUGGACAGCCUCUCCCUGUUAAUCACGAGCCUCCUGCUGAUGAGGCCUGGACAACUGGGAUUUGUGGCUGUGCAGAAGAUACUACCAGUUGUUUGCAUGGAUUGUUCUGUCCUUGCGUGCUGUUUGGCCGCAAUGUCGAGAAUUUGAGGGAGGACAUUCCUUGGACUAAGCCAUGUGUUUGUCAUGCUAUAUUUGUUGAAGGAGGCAUGGCCCUUGCAGCAGCAACUGCUGUACUCCAUGGUAUUGACCCAGGGACGUCAUUCCUGAUUGGUGAAGGUUUACUGUUUACAUGGUGGAUGUGUGGUAUUUAUACAGGGCUAUUUCGGCAAGAGUUACAGAAAAAGUAUCAUCUUAAGAACUCGCCAUGUGACCCUUGCAUGGUUCACUGUUGCAUGCACUGGUGCGCACUUUGCCAAGAGCAUCGGGAGAUGAAGGGGCGGCUGACGGACGAUGUGGUUAUGCCCAUGACAGUCGUGAAUCCUCCGCCUGUGCAAGAGAUGCAGCUGCCUGAAAGCCAUAACCCAACAAGCGACAAGAAUACCGACCAAGCCACUCUCGAGAUGGAACCUUUGUAAUGAGGUGCAAACUACAGAUAAUCUAUUGCCCGUUAUUUAGCACCACAGUAAAGAUCACUUUGUGAUUUUGAGGCACGGAACCCCUACAACUGAACAGUUCGCCUCCCCAUUUUUUGGUGUAAUAGAAUUUUUCAGUUGUUACAGUGAAGGACCUUAUAUUUUGGAAAAACAUUUUCGUUCUUAUUUUGUUGUAAAUUGAUUAAGCAGUUGACCCCGCAUUCCGUUUUCUUUCC